Messenger RNA from Carassius carassius (crucian carp), 2430 nucleotides. Its product is annotated as lipoma-preferred partner homolog. The transcript has 11 exons. Bases 336 to 2006 code for a protein of 556 amino acids. Lineage: Eukaryota; Metazoa; Chordata; Actinopteri; Cypriniformes; Cyprinidae. Gene Ontology annotation, biological process: cell-cell adhesion. Gene Ontology annotation, cellular component: focal adhesion; stress fiber. The record is from RefSeq and is a predicted model, not a curated record.
AUUCUGCAAAUGGUACGAACCACACUCUUGGCUUCUAUGUGACUCUGGCCAGUGAAAAAGAGUGGCAUUCCAGACCAAAAAAGCAAUUCGAAUUGAAUUUUGCCCCCAAUCUUUCUCCUAUUUUUAUUUCCAUAUUUGGAAAUGUUUACCUCCUCAUGACUCCACAGUGCAGCAGGAAGAAGCACUGUGAGUCAUUUUACCAGUAUAAGGGCCUGGCGUUGGGUCCUCCUCACUGAGGGCUUCUCUAGUCCAUAGACACACGGGACGCUGUCUGGGAUCUUCUGGUGCUUUGUUUUUGCUCCUGAAAAAUAAUCAGAUUUCUUGACUCCAGAAAUAUGUGGGGUGACCAUUAUGAUGGUGACCAGCAAGGUCAUGUGAGUGCACGAAUGGAGACAAGCCUACCCAUGGGUACCACCAGUAUUUCUGUAUCCCAGCAACAGGCUCCUAAGAAGUUUGCUCCUGUUGUGGCUCCCAAGCCCAAGUUCAACCCCUAUAAACAUCCUGAGGAUGCAACACACGAGGGAGCUGGAGACUAUCCCCCACCUCCUCCACCUGUCAUUGACCCACACCUGUCUCCAUCCAGCUUCCCACCUCCCCCACCAAUGGAUGAGGCCUCCCUCAGCUUUCAGAUAAAAGGACCUGCGAAAACUCUAGAAGAGAGACGUUCUAGUCUGGAUGCUGAGAUCGACUCUCUGACCAGCAUCCUGGCUGACCUAGAGAACAGCUCACCAUACAAACCACGCACACCGCAGAAUUCCUCAAGCCCAGCAGCGACAGGCUCCAACGCCCCUGUUACAGGCUAUCGGCGCAUGGUCAUCCCACCUCAACCCCCUCUAACCGCCACUAAGAAAUCCACCCCCAAACCACAGACCCCUCCAACCGUCCCUCCUCCGGCUUCAUCUUCUCCACGGCCCCAAUACCAGCCUGCUCCCCAGCCUGUCCCAGCGUCCUACACCACCGCCUCUACUCCUAGCCAGCCCACCUUCAAUGUUCAGGUCAGGGCCGCCCAGCCUGGGCCCCAGCAGCAGCCGGUCCGUGGUCCAGCCCAGGUACAGUACAUGCCGGCUCAACCCAGAGGCCCUGAUUUUGCAUACGGGCCUCCGCAGCCAGGAUUCUGCCCUGCUCCGUCUGGAGGCUACCAGGACCAGCACUAUGGUGGAGCUCCUGCUUAUGGAGGUCAUAACACAUGGAGAGCUGAGCCUAGUCACCAUGCUGCUCCUCCACCCAGCCAAGGGUACCAGCCUGCUCCCCCCAAAAAAACCUACAUCACUGAUCCUCCUGCCAGCCUGACACCCUUCGGCGGUGUCCAAUCUGCUCCUCAUAAGGGUCGUCCCGAGGAGGAACUGGACCGUCUGACUAAGAAGAUGCUGUUUGACAUGGACAACCCCCCCUCUGAGGAGUAUUUUGGUCGCUGUGCAAGCUGUGGGGAGAAUGUGGUCGGUGAGGGAACAGGUUGUACCGCCAUGGACCAGGUCUUCCACGUGGACUGCUUCAUCUGCAUGACCUGUGGCUCUAAGCUCAGAGGAAAGCCCUUUUAUGCCGUGGAAAAGAAGGCUUACUGUGAACCCUGCUAUAUCAACACCCUGGAGACCUGCAACAUAUGUAGUAAGCCCAUAAUGGAGCGCAUCCUACGGGCAACUGGGAAGGCCUAUCAUCCCAAGUGCUUCGCCUGUGUGGUCUGCCAUCGGAGUCUGGAUGGCAUUCCCUUUACUGUGGAUGCCUCCAACCACAUCCACUGCAUCGAAGACUUCCACAAGAAAUUUGCCCCUCGUUGCUCUGUGUGUAAAGAGCCCAUAAUGCCAGCACCUGGCCAGGAGGAGACGGUGCGUAUUGUGGCUUUAGACCGUGACUUCCAUGUGCAGUGUUAUCGCUGUGAGGAUUGUGGCUGUCUUCUCUCUGAGGGAGACAACCAGGGUUGCUACCCUCUGGAUGGCCAUGUUCUCUGCAAAAACUGCAACACCAGUCGCAUCCAGGCCCUCACUGCCAAGGCUACGACUGACCUCUGAGUAACACAUAUCUACGGUACAUGCAGGGCCCUAAUGUUCCUGCAUUCAUCAAAGCCUGAGAAACACCAUAUCCUGUCACAUCACUGCACACACAUAUUUAUGGUCAGACAAAUGCACAGGUACGCAUAAAGCUGUCAGUCCACUUAAGGUCCCACGACUUGUCUCCUCCACACACUGUGCCUUAUAUUAAAAUUGCACUCAUUUUUUCUGUCCAAGCAUUUUUAUUUACAGAUAUGUAUCCACCAGUGCGCACUACAGCUGUUUGUAAACACCUAAACGAAUUAGGCCUUAACAUAGAGCAAAGCUGUUAGAUUCUAACUGACGUUCACAGAGCUGUUUAAUCAGGAAGUGGGACGUUAAGAAAACCGUCACAGAAAAUUAUAGAAUCUGCCUCUAAAAAGGGACCACGAUGUCUGAUCGCUAU